GGAGUGGACGCUACUCCACCACAGUUGCAGCACAACACAAACACAGUGUGUGUGUGUAUGUGUGUGUGAGGUAGGUUCAGAAAGCGAUCCCUUUACUUACCCACCACCUUAAAACCACUCUCUCUCACCACUUCAAUCAGGUUGUUGGGGAUUACCAAGAAAAGAUUGAAGAAGGAGAAGAUGGGUGAAGUGAUAAAGAAUCAAACGUCACACUGGUGGUGGCUUGAUAGCCACACUACAGCUAAACGAUCACCAUGGCUUCAAUCCACUCUCGCUGAGUUGAAUGAGAAGACAAAGGCAAUGCUAAAAUUAAUUGAAGAAGAUGCAGAUUCCUUUGCUCAACGUGCAGAGAUGUAUUACAAGAAGAGACCAGAGCUUGUGAGCAUGGUUGAGGAUUUCUACCGGACCCACCGCUCUCUAGCUGAGCGCUAUGAUCAAGUCAAACCUGAUAAUGGAAUUGGACACCUUGUUUCUGGGGGAUCCCCUUUUGCUUCUGCCAAGUAUCAGUUUGAGAAGUUGAUGAGUUUUGCAGAUAAUGGAUAUGAUACCUAUUCUGAGCAUUGUGAUGUGUACGAGUCUGAGGAAUCUGAUGUUGAUGAUCCUGAGCAGGAGGAAGAGGGGACUGAGUUUCUUAACUACACAAAAGAAGAGCAGCAAGCUUCGGUCAUGGCUACGAGUGAUGAAGUGAUGAGGCUUAGGGAUGAAAUCAAGAGGCUCAAUGAAGAGAACAGGGCUCAUAGGGAUCAACUCAAGCAGAAAGAUACCAUCUGUGAUGAAGUAAUGAUGUUGAGGGAAGAAAUAGGAAGGCUUAGAGAUGAGAAUGAGGCACAGAAGGAACAACUCAAGCAGAAGGAUGAAGAGAAGAUUGAGGUGAUAAGGCACCUGAGUUUAGCAAUUGAUGUGCUGAAGCAGGAGAAUGUAAAGAUGAGAAACUUCAUUUCUAAGGAGUCCACCAAGAAAUGGAAGAACCCUUUUGAGUUUAACAAACUUGUUGGAGCAUUGUCAAUGAAGCUGUUCAAUGGGACACCAAGGAAUCAGCCCAGCGUUGAGCUCUCUAGAUGUGGUUAACAAAGUUUGCAAAUAGCGUAAUUAUGUACAACAAUCUUACCAAGAUGUCUAUAUUUGUGUUAGGGACUUACCCAAGUAACUUAGGCUAGAGUAUACAAUAUGUUUAUGUCUUUUCCAUUCCUAGUCUUAGAUUCCUAGUGUGCGUACUUAUGAUAUUCUUUAUAUGUUUAUGUCUUUUCCUUUGCAAGUUGUAUUUGCUUAUUUAAAUUCCAAUUGUUUCAAUUUUUUAUUCUCACAUGACUGUAUUGUACCC
Molecule: messenger RNA, 1321 nt
Organism: Abrus precatorius (Indian licorice)
Lineage: Eukaryota; Viridiplantae; Streptophyta; Magnoliopsida; Fabales; Fabaceae
Product: protein NETWORKED 3A-like
Exons: 3
Coding region: 181-1068 (295 amino acids)
Cellular component (GO): vacuolar membrane
Molecular function (GO): actin binding
Source: RefSeq, a predicted model, not a curated record